UCAUUGGAAGUCCAUGGACAUGAAUUCAUUUCACUCAUUUUGUUGGAACACCUCUACUGAACUUUCAAACAAAUCCCAGAAUAAAGAAUUUGUUUAUCAGACCCCCAGUGUUGUGGAUACUGUCAUCCUCCCUUCCAUGAUUGGGAUUAUCUGUUUCACAGGACUAGUUGGCAACAUCCUCAUUGUAUUCACUAUACUAAGGUCCAGGAAGAAAACAGUCCCUGACAUUUAUAUCUGCAACCUGGCUGUGGCCGAUCUGGUCCACAUCAUUGGAAUGCCUUUUCUUAUACACCAGUGGGCCCGGGGAGGAGAGUGGGUAUUUGGGGGGCCUCUCUGUACCAUCAUUACAUCUCUGGAUACCUGCAACCAGUUUGCCUGUAGUGCCAUCAUGACCGUGAUGAGUGUGGACAGGUACUUGGCCCUAGUCCAGCCAUUUCGACUGACGAGGUGGAGAACAAGGUGCAAGACCAUUCGCAUCAAUUUGGGCCUCUGGGCAGCUUCCUUCAUUCUGGCAUUGCCUGUCUGGGUCUACUCAAAAGUUAUCAAAUUUAAAGACGGCGUCGAGAGUUGUGCUUUUGAUUUGACAUCCCCUGACGAUGUACUCUGGUAUACACUUUAUUUGACGAUAACAACUUUCUUUUUCCCUUUACCCUUGAUUUUGGUGUGCUACAUUUCAAUUUUAUGCUACACCUGGGAGAUGUUUCAACAGAAUAAGGAUGCCAGAUGUUACAAUCCCAGUGUACCCAAGCAGAGGGUGCUGAGGCUGACAAAGAUGGUGCUGGUGCUGGUGGCUGUCUUUGUCCUGAGCGCUGCCCCCUAUCACCUGCUGCAACUGGUGAACUUACAGAUGGAGCAGCCCACGCUGGCCUUCUACGUGGGCUACUAUCUCUCCAUCUGUCUCAGCUACGCCAGCAGCAGCAUCAACCCUUUCCUCUACAUCCUGCUGAGUGGCAACUUUCGGAAACGUCUGCCUCAAGUUCAAAGGAGGGUGACUGAAAAGGAAACCGACAUAUGGAAAACACCUGAAAUCGGGCUGUUAGGAAAAUCCACAAAUCACCAGGACUGUGUAUGUCGCUGAUAUCAUUAGAAAGGGCAGACGGACCAGUCUGCUUGCGCCAAUUCUUCUUAUGUAUGUGUGAUUCUUAGCCGCAUGGAACAGAAGUUUAACCGUUCGAAUGCAAUGAAUUUAAUGUGCUAACU
This is a messenger RNA of Otolemur garnettii (small-eared galago), 1200 nucleotides long. RefSeq names its product melanin concentrating hormone receptor 2 (gene MCHR2). The record is from RefSeq and is a predicted model, not a curated record. Bases 14 to 1078 code for a protein of 354 amino acids. Gene Ontology annotation, molecular function: neuropeptide binding; G protein-coupled receptor activity. Gene Ontology annotation, cellular component: membrane; neuron projection. Gene Ontology annotation, biological process: neuropeptide signaling pathway. Lineage: Eukaryota; Metazoa; Chordata; Mammalia; Primates; Galagidae. The transcript has 5 exons.